Molecule: messenger RNA, 5094 nt
Organism: Exophiala aquamarina CBS 119918
Lineage: Eukaryota; Fungi; Ascomycota; Eurotiomycetes; Chaetothyriales; Herpotrichiellaceae
Product: DNA polymerase zeta subunit
Exons: 1
Coding region: 1-5094 (1697 amino acids)
Biological process (GO): error-prone translesion synthesis; double-strand break repair via homologous recombination
Cellular component (GO): zeta DNA polymerase complex; nucleus
Molecular function (GO): DNA-directed DNA polymerase activity; nucleotide binding; DNA binding
Source: RefSeq, a predicted model, not a curated record
AUGGAUCCCUUUCGAGUUCGUCUCAAUUGCCUCGACUACUACCAGGCCAGUCCCAUUGAUGAGUUCGAUCCUCCGCUUCCUCUGGGGAGCACACACGACAAUGCCAAAGAAAGGCCAAGGAUCUCCGUUAUUCGCGUGUUUGGCGCAACCGAGACUGGCCAGAAGGUGCUGAUGCACGUUCAUGGGGCUCUUCAAUACACAUAUAUUGAGUACAGUGGCAGCCUGGUUCCACAAGAUGUCGAGGCCGCAAUCCGAACCCUACAACUGUCAAUAGACCAUGCGCUGGCCGUGAGUUAUCGCAAGAAUCUAUAUGAAGGCAAACACCGUUAUGUUGCACAUAUUUCGCUUGUUAAGGGCGUGCCCUUCUAUGGAUUUCAUGUUGGCUACAGGUUUUAUCUCAAGAUCUAUCUGCUCAAUCCGUUGCAUAUGACCAGAUUAGCCGAUCUUCUCCGGGAAGGUGCCGUGAUGAAGCGAGUCCUGCAACCAUACGAAAGCCAUAUGCAGUAUCUUGCCCAGUGGAUGUGCGACUACAAUCUAUAUGGGUGUGGCUACAUUGAAUGUGCAAAGGUCAAGUUUCGGGGACCUGUACCUCAGUAUCUCGACCUGACUAAUAUCAUGCAUCAAUGGCAUGACAGAUCAAUCUCCCCGGAAGACAUCUCAGAUGAGAUAUCACUUCCCAAACAGAGUCACUGCGCCCUGGAGGUAGAUAUCCAUGUCAAAGAUAUUACAAAUCGCAGAGGUAUUGAGCCUCGGUACAUUCACCACGAUUUCAUUGAGCGCGUUAAUCCACUUCCCAUUGAAGCCAAAUUGGUACAGAGCAUGGCAGGCUUGUGGAAGGACGAAACCCGAAGAAGGAAAAAUAAGAUGGGAUUGAGAGAUCCCAAUAGCACCCCAUUUCCCGCCGAAGUUCUAAUAUCAAUGUCUGCUGAUCCCAGGAAUACAUCUGAUGGUGGUUGGAUUCAUGAAGAAGAGUUCCGCCAAAAGGUUACCCAGCUCGCCAAGGCGGAGUUUGAGCAGAGUGACAAGCUUGAGCUCAAGUUUGAGACCUAUGUCAAACCGAUAUCACUUGAGGCUACUGUCGUGACAGCCCUGGAAAGUGUGGAAGAUCUCUAUCCAGGAAAUUUGGUGACCGUGCAGCCUGGCGGUGCAGACUACAGUACAGAAAUCGUAGCCCAUAUUGCCGAAAGCGAAAGUCUAGCAGUUGUUGACGUAUCACGCAUGGAAGACAUCACCAAUGGCUUCGAUCGAAGCUCGGAAGAAAGCCAACCUUCAAAUGCGCCUGCUGCUAUCGGUUCUGGCGAGUCCGAAAGCAAUUUCGAGCAAAAGGGUCGAGAUGGAGAAGUUACAACCCCAAUCAGCUCGUCAGAAUAUGCAGAUUACGGUAUUCGACUUGCCGGUGAUUCCAUCCAUUUCGCGGAGGAUACUUUUGAUAUCCCCAAUGAAUAUGUCCAGCACACAAUCACAGACACGAAUGGGUCGAAACGGACACGACUUUCCAAGAUACUCGAUUUCAAGCCCAGGAAAAAGCGUAAGCAGCUGGUCGAUGAGGACGACCUCUUACCGGAAAUGACCUUCUCUGGGUCCGAAGAUGAUCUAGACUUCGCCAAUGACGCCGACGAUCCGCUUCGAGCUGCAGAACCGUCAAAAUUUGAAGCGCAUCUUACGCAAGGAAAUAGUGUUGCAACAAAGAUUCGACAGAAUGAUGAUAAGCCAAUUAAGCAUAAAGAACAGGCAGAUGAAAGCGCUCUUCCACCUGCUUCAUCACAACAGUCCUCGCUUCCUUUUCCAUCGGUCAAAAACUCCAAUGACCCCAAUACAAUCUUACGUCUUAGUCAGAGAAGCACAGCCUCUCAGAAGCUCUCACAAUCUUCCCUUGACAAGAUGGAAACAUCGCCCCCCACAACUUCAGCGCAAAGCCCAAUCUCGAUCUCACAACGGACUCCUCUCCCAUCUGCGACAGAGAGAAGUCGGACUUCAGCCUUGCCAAAGGAACUUCUGCCCAAAGGUUUCAAGGGCACCACGCCUCAUCCUUCAUUAUAUACCUAUCAGACCCGACCACCAAGCUUUAAGCAUGUUGAAACAACCAUGUGGAAGGAAGGUUUGCCAGAUGUUAUUUACCAAGAAGCUUAUUAUAGCAAUGAAGAAGACGUUCCCGAACUCGCCCGAGAAUAUGCCGGGCGAGAAUUCAAACUCGAGAGUGUUACUGUGCCAUAUUUGCCAGAUUUCGACUCAUCGGGAUCCUCUUUAGCAACAUUUGGCAGAAAGUCAACGAUACUCAUUGACCAAAGUACUGAACAGACGAGAGACAACCAAAGGAGGAAGCGGUGUACCAUGUCUGAAUGGAGCAUUGCCCAACCACCUCCGCGAAAGAUUGAUGUGGAAGCCUGGCUUGAACAGGAACGAAGCCGUAGCAGGCUUCCGGACUCUGGUCCAGUCAGGACAACUACACAAACGAAAAGACUUUCUCAGAUUGAUGGACCAACCCAGAAAAACAAGCAUAGUUUCAAGUAUUCUCAGAAACAAUCUAGCACCAGUGUACAGCAUGAAACCCAAUAUAUGAGUGUGAUGGCCCUAGAAGUUCAUGUGAACACACGAGGGUCUCUUGCUCCCAACCCAGAUGAAGACGCUAUUGCUUGCAUCUUCUGGUCCCUUCAUACUGAUGAAGAAGAUUUUGAAGGCAAUGGUGGCAAAGAGGAUCUACACAUGGGGAUUCUGGCCGUGGCGGAGGAACCGCAUACAGCUAAACGUAUAGGUCGAAACGUUCACUUUGAUGUUGAAGAAGAACCAACCGAGCUUGAUGUCCUUACGAGAUUGGUAGAUAUUGUUCGCCAUUAUGACCCUGAUAUCCUCACUGGCUAUGAAGUGCACAACAACUCCUGGGGCUUCCUCAUCGAACGCGCACGAACCAAAUACGAUCUCAACCUCUGCGAUGAAAUUUCGAGAAUGAAAUCUCAAUCUCAUGGCAGGUUCGGGAAGGAUGAUGAUAAAUGGGGAUUCAACCACACAUCCACAAUCCGGGUGACGGGCCGACACACGAUCAACAUCUGGCGUGCCAUGCGUGGAGAGCUUAAUUUGCUCCAGUAUACCAUGGAGAAUGUGGUCUAUCAUCUCCUUCAUCAGCGGAUACCGCAUUACGCGUUUCGUGAUCUAACGAGAUGGUACAAGAGCAAGAAUCCUCGUGAUUUAGCGAAGGUCAUCGAAUACUACCACACUCGAGUGCAGCUCGAUCUCGAGAUUCUCGAGGCCAAUGAGCUUGUUCCGAGGACUAGUGAACAAGCGCGUUUGUUGGGUGUGGAUUGGUUCUCUGUGAUUUCCCGAGGGUCACAGUUCAAGGUGGAAUCGCUGAUGUUUAGAAUCGCCAAACCAGAAAAUUUCAUUCUCGUGUCUCCUAGUCGAAGGCAAGUUGGCGGUCAAAAUGCCCUGGAAUGUUUGCCCCUGGUCAUGGAGCCCCAAAGUGACUUUUACACAAGUCCGUUGUUGGUCCUCGACUUUCAGUCCCUCUAUCCUAGCUGCAUGAUUGCUUACAAUUACUGUUAUUCGACUUUCUUGGGUCGAGUUGUCAACUGGCGGGGGACGAACAAGAUGGGAUUUACAAACUACCGUCGGGAACAAAGACUAAUUGAACUCUUGAAAGACUACAUCAACAUCGCUCCGAAUGGUAUUAUGUACGCGAAGACCGAAAUCAGAAAGUCUCUACUUGCGAAAAUGCUCUGCGAAAUUCUGGAGACAAGAGUUAUGGUUAAGAGUGGGAUGAAAGUCGACAAGGAAGACAAAGUGUUGCAGAGGCUUCUAAAUAACAGGCAACUUGCCCUCAAACUCAUUGCAAACGUCACAUAUGGCUACACAUCUGCUUCUUUCUCGGGGAGAAUGCCAUGCUCCGAAAUUGCGGACAGCAUUGUUCAGACAGGGAGGGAAACUUUGGAGAAGGCAAUCGCGCUCAUUCACUCUGUAGAAAAAUGGGGUGCUGAAGUUGUGUAUGGAGAUACAGACAGCCUGUUCGUUUAUCUGAAGGGCCGUACACGAGAGCAAGCCUUCGACAUUGGAGAAGACAUUGCGGCCACCAUUACCAAGAUGAACCCUCGACCCAUCAAGCUGAAAUUCGAGAAGGUUUAUCAUCCUUGUGUUCUUCUUGCGAAGAAACGUUAUGUUGGCUUCAAGUACGAGAGUCGCAAUCAAACAGUGCCUGACUUCGAUGCGAAGGGAAUUGAAACAGUCCGUCGCGAUGGAACUCCGGCGGAACAAAAGAUCGAGGAGACAGCACUCAAGAUCCUCUUCCGUACAUCCAACUUGAGCCAGGUCAAAAGCUUUUUCCAGGACCAAUGCGCCAAAAUUAUGCAAGGCCGGGUGUCUAUCCAGGAUUUCUGUUUUGCACGAGAGGUCAAACUAGGGACUUACAGUGAUAAGGGCCCUCCUCCUCCUGGUGCACUCAUCAGUGCUCGAAGAAUGCUAGAAGAUCCACGGCUCGAACCACAAUACGGCGAACGGGUACCUUAUGUGGUGGUGACGGGUGGGCCUGGGGCUCGGCUUAUUGACCGUUGCGUGGCACCGGAAGUAUUACUCAACGAUGCUCAGUCUGAACUCGAUGCCGAGUACUACAUCUCGAAGAACUUGAUCCCUCCCUUGGAACGAAUUUUCAAUCUUGUUGGAGCGAAUGUUCGGCAAUGGUACGACGAGAUGCCCAAGUAUCAGCGCAUUCGAAGGAUUGAGGCAGGAGCUGCCACAGACGGGACGGGAACUGGUCUAUCCAAGAAGACCUUGGAAUCGUAUAUGAAAUCAUCGACCUGCCUGGUGUGUCGCGAGGCGUUGGACACGGAGUCUCCACUUUGCCAUAGCUGUCUUCAGCAGGCGCCUCGCAGCAUUGUGGAACUGAGGUCAAGACUGAUAAAGGCUGAACGCAAAGCGGCCCAGAUGGCAAAGAUGUGUCGAUCAUGUUCUGGCCUAGGAUGGAACGAGGAAAUUCGGUGCGACAGCAAGGAUUGUCCUGUAUUUUAUUCUCGCACUCGACAGAGAGCCGCUGUUGCGAAUGAGCAGGCUUAUGUAUUGCCUGUGCUGAGGAGUUUAGAACAGCAAGAGGCUGAGGAUUUGGCGUGGUAA